Iphiclides podalirius (scarce swallowtail) is the source of this 513-nucleotide messenger RNA. The record is from the annotation of a GenBank genome assembly. NCBI's taxonomy places the organism in Eukaryota, Metazoa, Arthropoda, Insecta, Lepidoptera, Papilionidae.
AUGCGUCGUGGACAGAUGCACAAAAUGAGGUUUGGGCCGUCACUUUUUCUUUCGCUAGCGCCCGCUAGGACCGAUCGCCUUGACCUUCGGCGGCGGGCGGCCGUCGACCCGCGCCGCUCUUCCGCAAAUACGGCGCGCCGCGUGGCCGUUUAUGUGCGACUAUACCCGCCCGGGCGGCCACUGCUAACGAUACAUUGUCGACACUACAGCGAUACACGGUUCGGCGGGCGGGAGGAAAUGGCCGCAAAUGAGACGGAACCGUGUUUGCGUCGACAAAACGCGGCGAAGUGUCUGACGAGGGGCGCCUUGCGGCCGCUGGGCGACGCUUCCCUUUCGUUCGACACAGGGACGCCGCGUCCAACCGAGUGCGGGAAUGUGGCGACCCUAAUUGCAGGAAUGGUCAGCCCCGUGGCCGGAGGCUGCGCACCACAUUCCAAGGCGAUGAGUGGUCCGCACUAUGACCCGAGAGUUUUUCUCCGAGCCCCUAGCUGGACGCUCCACGAUCCAAAGACG